AUGGUUGAAAUCGACAACUUGGAUGUAGUAGUGAAUGGUUCAGCUAGUAUUCAUCAUGUUAAAUUUAUUCUUACAUUAUCAUUACAAAUUCCAGCAUUAAUUCUUUCUUUUCUCAUCUUCCUAUUUUUUAUUACAAAUCAAGUUCAUCUACGUAAACUACAAAAUCAAGCUUUAUUAGUUUUAUUUAUUGUUAACUUUAUUCAGUUAUCAUCUAAUAUAUCAUUACUUGUCCAUUUCCUUCGUCUUAAUCGGAUUAGUCCAGCAACAGGUACAUAUUGUAAAUUUUGGGUGUAUCUCGAAUCUACACUAGAUGCAUCCAAUGCAUUCCUUGCAGCAGUUAUAUCUAUUCAACGACAUACACUUGUCUUUCAACCGAAUAUAUUACGAAUACGUUUAAAACGUUACAUUUUUUACUACUCUCCUCUUUGUUUUGCUUUUUGUUAUCCAGCGAUAUUUUAUUUGGGUGCAGUUAUAUUUUAUCAUUGUGAUGAUUCACAGUGGAACUUUGAGUUAAAUAUGUGUGGUGAUACUAUUUGUUAUCUUUCAAAUAAUCAGAUUUUAGCAACAUAUGAUUGGAUAGUUAACACUGCUUUACCUAUUAUUAUUAUUAUUUUUGCUAAUGCAACAUUAAUAAUUCGAGUUAUUGAACAAAAACAUCGUCGACAACAGACUAUUUCUUGGUCAAAACAAAGGCGUAUGACACUACAAUUACUUAGUAUAUCUAGUCUUUAUUUAGUUACAUGGAUACCUAGUAUAGUUAGUGGUUUAAUGCAACAAGUAAAUGCGACAACAUCUCUAUAUGACAUUCAAGAAAACUAUAUAUCAGAUUUAACUUAUUUGAUUUGUCUUUUACUUCCUUGGAUGUGUAUUGGACUAGUUCCUGAUUUCAAGAAAUGGCUGUUAAAACAGUUUCAUCGUAUAAAAAGGCCACAUAAUACAAUUGGAGGUAUAUCAUAA
Messenger RNA from Adineta steineri, 957 nucleotides. Lineage: Eukaryota; Metazoa; Rotifera; Eurotatoria; Adinetida; Adinetidae. The record is from the annotation of a GenBank genome assembly.